This is a messenger RNA of Arachis stenosperma, 1065 nucleotides long. Its product is annotated as probable ubiquitin-like-specific protease 2A. Gene Ontology annotation, molecular function: cysteine-type peptidase activity. The record is from RefSeq and is a predicted model, not a curated record. The transcript has 7 exons. NCBI's taxonomy places the organism in Eukaryota, Viridiplantae, Streptophyta, Magnoliopsida, Fabales, Fabaceae. The coding region runs from base 75 to 941 and encodes 288 amino acids. Gene Ontology annotation, biological process: proteolysis.
AGAAAAAGAAAAAGAAAAGGAAGCGCGCUCCACUGAAACUUUCCGUACAUGCUAGGUUAUAAGCAUCAGCAUCAAUGAAAACCAGAGCUAGAACACGAAAGGUUCUUGCUGCUGAUAAUGGCGAUAAUCAAGUGGGUGUUGUGAAGCAAGAUACAGAAGUAAGCCCAAGAUGUAGAAUUGAGCUUGUCUAUAGUCGUCGAGGAAAGAAAAGUGAGCCCGUAAUAGAUGUGACAGGAAGUGUUACCAACUCAUUGCCCUGUUAUUUGAGUGACAUGUCUCGGAAGGUGCAAUCAAAGAGGAAGAGAAAAUCCGAUGAUGAGGAAGAACUCUGUAAACCCAGAGAAAAGCUAGACAGUGGAUUGUUCGGUGAAUACUUGGAGAAAAUAUGGAGGAGUUUCUCGGAAGAGAAGAGAAGGCGCUGCACAUACUUUGACAGCUUAUGGUUUAGUCUAUACAGGAGGGCCUCAUGUAAAGAGAAGGUGCUGACUUGGAUAAAAAAGGCGCAUAUUUUCUCAAAGGCAUAUGUUUUUGUUCCAAUAGUUUGCUGGGGUCAUUGGAGCCUUUUGAUCUUCUGCCAUUUUGGUGAGAGCGCGCAAACAAAUACCAGAUCACGUUGCAUGUUGUUGCUAGAUUCUCUUGCAAUGGCGAAUCCAAGGCGACUUGAACCGGAGAUAAGAAGAUUUGUUCUAGAUAUUUAUCAAGCAGCGGACAGGCCCGAAACUAAGAAAAUCGUAUCUCGAAUUCCGUUGUUGAUUCCUAAGGUGCCGCAACAAAAAGACGGUAAUGAAUGUGGAAACUUUGUCCUCUAUUUCAUUAAACUGUUUCUUAGUCACGCUCCGGAUGAUUUUAGCACGGAAGGGUAUCCUUACUUUAUGAAAAAAGAUUGGUUUAACCACGAAGACUUGGGUAGGUUUCUUGAGAGACUUGAUUCAAUGGGUUAAACUGUUUGUAACAUACCAAUAUGUGUAGUUCAACUUUGUCGGAUUUUAUUUUCUGCUGGAACUGAUACUCAAGUACUCUUACGGAUAUUUAUGAAGUUAAUAAAGUUGCAUGUUAGUAGGAACA